This is a messenger RNA of Sorex fumeus (smoky shrew), 2835 nucleotides long. It is a transcript of the gene KLC2, whose product is annotated as kinesin light chain 2. Gene Ontology annotation, biological process: microtubule-based movement. Gene Ontology annotation, cellular component: cytoplasm; membrane-bounded organelle; kinesin complex. The transcript has 16 exons. Gene Ontology annotation, molecular function: kinesin binding. Lineage: Eukaryota; Metazoa; Chordata; Mammalia; Eulipotyphla; Soricidae. The coding region runs from base 207 to 2063 and encodes 618 amino acids. The record is from RefSeq and is a predicted model, not a curated record.
ACCUUUAAGGAAGCGCGGGGAUUGCCGGGAAGGCCGGCGGGAUGGAGGCGGCGGCCCCGGCUCACGGCGGCUGGUCCGGGUGAAGCUGGGCGGGAGCCGGAGCCGGAGCCGCAGCCGCAGCGGGAGCGGGAGCCGGGCCCGAGCCGGAGGCGCAGGCCCGGCACCCCUCUGCCCGCCCCCUCGCUUUCGCAGGCGGCGGCGCGGCCAUGGCCACGAUGGUGCUUCCGCGGGAGGAGAAGCUGAGCCAGGAUGAGAUCGUGCUGGGCACCAAGGCCGUCAUCCAAGGGCUGGAGACCCUGCGCGGCGAGCACCGCGCGCUGCUCGCGCCCCUGGGUGCCCACGAAGCCCCCGAAGCGGAGCCCGGCGUCCAGGAGCGCUCGGUCCUGCUGCGGCGCUCCCUGGAGGCCAUCGAGCUGGGGCUGGGCGAGGCGCAGGUGAUCCUGGCGCUGUCGAGCCACCUGGGGGCCGUGGAGUCGGAGAAGCAGAAGCUGCGCGCGCAGGUGCGGCGCCUGGUGCAGGAGAACCAGUGGCUGCGCGAGGAGCUGGCCGGGACGCAGCAGAAGCUGCAGCGCAGCGAGCAGGCCGUGGCGCAGCUCGAGGAGGAGAAGCAGCACCUGCAGUUCAUGAGCCAGAUCCGCAAGCUGGACGAGGACGCCUCCCCCAGCGAGGAGAAGGGCGACGUCCCCAAGGACUCCCUGGAUGACCUGUUCCCCAACGAGGAGGAGCAGAGCCCAGCCCCCAGUCCUGGCGGAGGGGACGUGGCCGCCCAGCAUGGGGGCUACGAGAUCCCAGCGCGCCUGCGCACGCUGCACAACCUGGUCAUCCAGUACGCAUCGCAGGGCCGCUACGAGGUGGCCGUGCCACUCUGCAAGCAGGCUCUGGAGGACCUGGAGAAGACGUCGGGCCACGACCACCCCGACGUGGCCACCAUGCUCAACAUCCUGGCGCUGGUGUACCGAGACCAGAACAAGUACAAGGAAGCGGCCCACCUGCUCAACGAUGCUCUGGCCAUCCGAGAGAAGACCCUGGGCAAGGACCACCCAGCUGUGGCCGCCACGCUCAACAACCUGGCCGUGCUGUACGGCAAGAGGGGCAAGUACAAGGAGGCCGAGCCCCUGUGCAAGCGGGCGCUGGAGAUCCGCGAGAAGGUCCUGGGCAGGUACCACCCGGACGUGGCCAAGCAGCUGAGCAACCUGGCCCUGCUGUGCCAGAACCAGGGCAAGGCCGAGGAGGUGGAGCAGUACUACCGGCGCGCGCUGGAGAUCUACGCCGCCCGCCUCGGGCCCGACGACCCCAACGUGGCCAAGACCAAGAACAACCUGGCCUCCUGCUACCUGAAGCAAGGCAAGUACCAGGACGCCGAGGCGCUGUACAAGGAGAUCCUGACGCGCGCGCACGAGAAGGAGUUCGGCUCGGUGAACAGUGACAACAAGCCCAUCUGGAUGCACGCGGAGGAGCGAGAGGAGAGCAAGGAGAAGCGGCGGGACAGCGCCCCCUAUGGGGAAUACGGUAGUUGGUACAAAGCCUGUAAAGUGGACAGCCCCACGGUGAACGCCACGCUGCGCAGCCUGGGGGCGCUGUACCGGCGCCAGGGCAAGCUGGAGGCCGCACACACACUGGAGGACUGCGCCAGCCGCAGCCGCAAGCAGGGCCUGGACCCCGCCAGCCAGACCAGGGUGGUGGAAGUGCUGAAGGACGGCGGCGGUGGCCGGGGGGAUCGCAGGGGCGGCCGUGACGCGGGGACCCGGCCCGAGGCUGAGCUGGACGAGGCGGGGCCGGCAGCAGAGUGGAGUGGGGACGGCAGCGGGGCCCUGCGGCGCAGCGGAUCCUUCGGGAAGCUCCGAGACGCCCUGAGGCGCAGCAGCGAGAUGCUGGUGAAGAAGUUGCAGGGCGGCGGGCCCCAGGAGCCCCCGAACCCCAGGAUGAAGCGGGCCAGUUCGCUCAACUUCCUCAACAAGAGCGCGGAGGAGCAGGUCCAGGCUGGAAGCACAGGCCUCUCGGAUAGUCGCACGCUCAGCUCCAGCUCCAUGGACCUCUCCCGACGCAGCUCCCUGGUGGGCUAACUCCGACGGGGCGCCCAGGCCCAGCACUGCCCCCCGCCCACCGCCCCGCGCCUGGGCUGCUCCUCCGCCUGUGUCUCCCCGAGCCCCCGUCUCUUCUGUUCAAUCUCAGGGUAACCCCCCCCCUGCCAUCUCCGCCUGAGCCCCGGUCGCUGGGCCUGCCUGUUCCGGAUCGAUCCCUAAUUUAUUCCUGCCCGCACUCCCGGCCAGCAGCGCGGGCCAGCUGCUCUCGCAGCAAGAGCCACAGCCCCACCGAGGCCCCAGACUAAGAACACUCAGCACCCCACCCUCCCCUCCCGGCCGUUGCUUGUGUAUAUAGAGAAAUAAGUUAUUGGCCGUGCAGCCCCCCGUACCCCGGUGUUCCCUGGCCUCCCCUGCCCCCCUCUAGUGGUACCGCCCAGGCCUUAAUCACCCCCAUUCCGCACGGUGGUAUCUCCCAGGCUCCACUUGGGCGGUGGUGACCCCCCCCCAGGGUCCCCUGGUCCCUCUUGCGCUGCUCCUGGCCCACGAGAGGAGACCGCACCCCGUGGCCCUCACUGCUGGGCCCUGCCCUGCACCCCAGCCUUAUGCACUGCCCCUCCCUCCCAGGCAUGGCCUGACCCCGGCCCGGGCACCGCGUGCCCCAGCCAGCCUGCCACUCUCCCCCCACGCCUGCAGCUUUACCUGGGACAGUGAUGGCUCCCUGGGGCCCAGAGGCUGCUCCGAGGGGCCUGCGGGGAGAAGGUCGCUCUCAUUUCAACUGUUGCUAUGGAAAUAAAGACGGUUUGAAUCUGGA